AUGGUGUACUCGCACCCGCCAAUCUCAAGUGUUACACCGAGGCCAUCUAUCGUGCAGACUUGGUACCAGCGCCAAGCCUACAACGGCUACAAGAAAUACCACACCCUCAAAUUCCAGGCUGUGAUGCUCUCCAACGGCAUGUUUGGACACCUUCAUGGGCCAGAGCAUGCUGUCUGCGAGGGUACAGACAAGAACACGUGUCCCCCCAUCCGCUUUCCGCAGCUCUUUGGUGAUCUGGCUUACGGCCUUAAUUAUCACAUCAUCAGUCCAUUCGCAAAGGCCAAUUGCACGGCCGACGAGCUUCACUAG
Messenger RNA from Schizophyllum commune H4-8, 309 nucleotides. RefSeq lists its product as uncharacterized. The record is from RefSeq and is a predicted model, not a curated record. Bases 1 to 309 code for a protein of 102 amino acids. Lineage: Eukaryota; Fungi; Basidiomycota; Agaricomycetes; Agaricales; Schizophyllaceae. The transcript has 3 exons.